Messenger RNA from Daucus carota subsp. sativus, 1783 nucleotides. Its product is annotated as serine/threonine-protein kinase VIK. Gene Ontology annotation, molecular function: protein kinase activity; protein binding; ATP binding. The coding region runs from base 271 to 1593 and encodes 440 amino acids. The record is from RefSeq and is a predicted model, not a curated record. NCBI's taxonomy places the organism in Eukaryota, Viridiplantae, Streptophyta, Magnoliopsida, Apiales, Apiaceae. Gene Ontology annotation, cellular component: cytoplasm. The transcript is spliced from 11 exons. Gene Ontology annotation, biological process: signal transduction; protein phosphorylation.
GCACAAGCGAUCGCGUUGACCAGAGGGAACCACUUGCAGAGCAGCGCGUUGACCUCCUCUGUUCACCAAACUUGAAUUCUAUCCAUUUUGGUAUUUUACCCCAAUUUUUACGCAUUACAUGUAAAAACAGAAUCUAAUUCUCCUUUGAAAAACCAAAUAUAGUCAGGAAUCAUACAUUCCACUCAAUCAAUAUCCAAUUCACUUCCAUCUCUACCUACACAUACGCAAUUCAAUCAUUUUCUAGUCUCUGAUCCGUUUAAUUCAUUCUAAAUGAGUGAAAGCGGAGGAAGUUCCGGCCACUCUGCCGCCGGCGACGCGGCGCCGGACGCGAAGAAGCAGAGCAAGGCGAAAGUUAGCAGGACGUCGUUGAUUCUGUGGCACGCUCAUCAUAACGAUGAGUCCGCGGUUCGGAAGCUUCUAGAAGAAGAUCCUAAGCUCGUUCACGCUAUUGAUUACGAUAAUCGAACUCCGCUUCAUGUUGCUUCGCUUCACGGUUGGAUCGAUGUCGCUAAGUGCUUGAUUGAGUUCGGUGCUGAUGUUAAUUCGCAAGAUCGCUGGAAGAACACGCCUCUAGCCGAUGCAGAAGGAGCCAAAAAACAUGGAAUGAUCGAGCUGUUAAAGUCGCAUGGUGGCCUAUCAUAUGGGCAGAGUGGAAGUCAUUUUGAACCAAAACCUGUUCCACCACCUUUACCUCAAAAGUGUGAUUGGGAGAUCGAUCCAUCAGAGCUGGACUUCACACAUUCAGCUAUGAUCGGGAAGGGGUCUUUCGGUGAGAUCAUAAAAGCAGGUUGGCGUGGGACACCUGUAGCUGUGAAGCGCAUCCUUCCAAGUCUUUCGGAUGAUAGAUUGGUAAUUCAGGACUUCAGGCACGAGGUGAAUUUGCUAGUGAAGCUUCGCCACCCAAAUAUAGUGCAAUUUCUUGGAGCAGUUACUGAUAGGAAGCCGUUAAUGUUAAUUACUGAAUUUUUGCGAGGGGGUGAUCUCCAUCAGUAUCUAAAGGGAAAGGGUGCACUUAGUCCAUCAACAGCUGUCAGCUUUGCAUUAGACAUCGCCAGAGGCAUUGCUUAUCUUCACAAUGAGCCGAAUGUCAUAAUACACAGAGACUUAAAACCGAGAAAUGUUCUUCUGGUCAACUCCAGUGCUGACCACUUAAAAGUUGGAGACUUCGGACUAAGCAAGCUUAUCAAGGUGAAAAAUUCUCAUGAUGUGUACAAAAUGACCGGCGAGACUGGAAGUUACCGGUACAUGGCUCCUGAGGUCUUCAAGCAUCGUAAAUAUGAUAAGAAGGUUGACGUUUACUCUUUUGCAAUGAUACUGUAUGAGAUGUUAGAAGGCGAUCCACCAUUAUCACACCAUGAACCUUAUGAAGCAGCCAAAUAUGCGGCAGAAGGACACAGGCCUAUGUUUAGGGCAAAAGGCUAUACUCAAGAACUAAGAGAGUUGACGGAACAUUGCUGGGCAGCAGAUAUGAACAAGAGACCUUCGUUCCUGGAUAUCCUCAAAAGGCUUGAAAAAAUUAAAGAAACUCUACCAUCAGAUCACCACUGGAAAAUCUUUACUUCUUCACACGUCAAGCAUGACCCAACAUCAUGAUGCAGAGGCUGAUAAAAUCGCCCACAGGGCAUAAAUAUAUGUCUUCAAGUGUUUAGAAGAAUCAUGUAGAAUAUAUAAAAUUAUUUUGAAAAUUUUCCAUGUAUAACCUAAUUCAUUUUCAAUUUUUCUGAAACAAGCAAUCUUGAAACAAGUUGUUCAAUACUAAUAUCCUGCAUCUUUUGAAUCUUUA